CGCUCGCGCUCUGCCCCUUACAAACGAUUCGCGCCUCGGUCUCGAGACCGCGCCUCUGAGGAGAUACUUCACAAAGAACACUAGCGUUUAUUAUUUACUAAAAUAAUGCAAACAAAUAUGAGUGACUUUUAUCGACACGAACUCGUCUAUUUGAUGGGAUUAUUCAAACAUCUGAGUGAAAUCACGGAUAUCACGCUCGCCUUUGAAUUGUUUAUUGUGGAUUUAUAGACGAGGAAAAACGUUCGACUGGGGAGCUGAAAGAAAAAAGGAAGGAGAGAAAGAAAGACGAACUUAUUUCGUUUUGAGAUAUUCUCAUUCAGACCUCAUGUUUUUUGCUUAAGAAUCGUGAAGUUUGUCUCGAGCGCGUAUCCAGCAGCUGGCGCAAGCUGGGCUGAGAUGGAGAGGACGCGCGCGCUCAGAUGGAAGUUUUCUCUCCAAACAUCCAAACAGAGAGAAUCCGAUGGACUGAAUAAUGAAACUACAAAAAAACAGCUUUUAAAGCAAAGUAUUAGUUAAAUUAUCCUCUUCGGUGGAGUGGAAAUAUGAUGAUGAUGAUGAUCGUGAGAUCUGCGUAAUGGACACAUAACAUCAGGAGGAGGAUCUCAGCAUACAGGUGUGCUUGCAUUGUCACAGCAAUGAUUGCCACGGGUGGGGUGAUCACGGGGCUCGCAGCAUUGAAAAGACAAGACUCCACCCGCUCUCAGUAUCAUCUGCCAAUCCAGAGCCCAGGCCCUGCUCCUGAGAAGAAAUGCACCAAGCGUAAACCUAGAGCUGAUGUCGUGGUAGUGAGAGGGAAGAUCAGACUGUAUUCGGCCUCAGGAUUCUUUCUGGUUUUGGGAGUGCUGAUCCUCAUGGCAGGCAUUGCAAUGGCUGUUCUUGGAUACUGGCCUCAUAAGGACCCCCAGAAGGCACCAGAAAGCAAGUUGUCCAGGAACGAUACUCAGGUUGGCCAAGAGCAGGUGGGCUCCAUUGCGCAAUUCUUGGAGAAGCACCUGCAUUCCGAGAAGAUGAAGAUGUUGGGUCCUUUCACUAUGGGAAUUGGGAUUUUUAUCUUCAUCUGUGCUAAUGCCAUCUUACAUGAGAACAGGGAUCGUGAGACAAAGAUUAUCCACAUGAAGGACAUGUACUCGACCGUCAUAGACAUUCACAGCCUGCGGAUUAAGGAGCAGAAGUGUACGAAUGGGGCCUACAUGGGUCCCUACACGGACACAGAGAUCCGUUCUUUCGGACUGGAUGGCCAGUUUGCCUCAAGGCUCGCAGCAAACACUCUAAUGUCCUUCUCCGGUCUGGAUGGUGACGCCCGGUUCUCCCACAGGACCAGCUCGGCUGAGGAUGACGAGGGUCUAAUGAGUGAGGCCCGAGGUGGCUUUGGCCUGUUGUCGCCUACUUACAAGGACCGUUCUGAAUGUAUCUUUGGGUUCCAUGAUGAGGGUGGUCGUCGGUGGGAGGACAAGCGUGGUGCGCUCAAGAAAUGCCAAACGCGCUCCAUCGUUUCCUCUUCCAUCAGCGCCUUCACACUGCCCGUCAUCAAACUCAACAACUGCGUCAUUGAUGAGCCUGACAUCGAUAGCAUCACGGAGGACUUAGAGCAGAGCAGGGUCCACUCCAGACCUCCGUCAUUGGAGUCGUUAACGGUACCUGUUCCUUAUGUCGCCAAAGCUUUCAAGCCUUCGGGCGCCCUGCUGCUCCGGAGCAACUCAGCCACCGAAUCCCCUACCUCCACAUCUUCCCGUUCCUCACUGUCUCCUGGGUCCACCAGCGGUAGGUUCCUGUCACCUGGUGCUGCGCGUAAAGACUUCGGCUCCAAUAGCUCCCUCCACAUUUUGUCAGCCCAUUCCAAAUCUCUGGAUUUAGAGAGAGCGCCCACAAUGCUGACUGUCCAGCCCGAACAGAGGAAACACCCUAGUUGGCCCAGAUUGGACCGCAGUAAUAGUAAAGGAUACACUAAACUGGAGGACAAAGAGGACCCUAUGGACAGGCUUUUAGUGCCCCCAGUGGCCGUGAAGAAGGACUACUCUAAAAAGGAGAAACUUCUUAUGAUCUCCAGGUCUCACAAUAACUUGAGCUUUGAGCAUGAUGAAUUUAUGGAGAACUGUCUGAAGAGAGGCACCUCAGAGACCAGAUUUUAAAACUGAGCAAGCGUCAAAUGUCAAUCCAUGAGCUUUUGGCCUUCACAGUCCAGCUGCAAUAUAAAAACAGUUCAAUUUACAGAUACAAAUCACAAGGCCCUUGAACAGAUAGCUUAGGCAGUUGUGCUGCUUUUUUUGUUUUGUUCUUUCACUGGAUUUCAGAAUGAUAUUUCACCCAGAAUUUGAAAUACAAAAAGUGAGCCGUAAUGCUAAAUGAAAGUAUGGGUAGAGCGAAUAAUUCAGUAACUAACAGGUUAGUGCAACUUGUUCAAAUAUGGUUGUAUUGUUUUUGUUAUCAUUCAGACAGGAUCUAUUGUCUGUUUGAGUACUACAGUAUGUGUGUUGUACCUGCACUGCUAGUUAUUUUACUUUAAAUAAUUUAUUGUUUAAAACACACACACACCGAUAUUUUUGAAGAGAACUCUUCAAUGUAUAAUUUACCUGUUUCUCAGAAUAAACACAACCUUUUCAGAUAAUGUCCUGUUUUGACUAC
This is a messenger RNA of Rhinichthys klamathensis goyatoka, 2622 nucleotides long. RefSeq names its product transmembrane protein 200A (gene tmem200a). The coding region runs from base 636 to 2129 and encodes 497 amino acids. The transcript is spliced from 2 exons. Lineage: Eukaryota; Metazoa; Chordata; Actinopteri; Cypriniformes; Leuciscidae. The record is from RefSeq and is a predicted model, not a curated record.